GGAUUGUUUCAAUUCCCUUCCCUUCCUUAGCCGCAGUAUACCUCAGUCACGUUUCCUUGCUCUCUCCAACCUGAACCGACUUCGACUUCGCCUCGCGCUGGAUCAAAUUGGGGCAUGACCGUCUUCCUUUCUAUGCGCCCUUCCAUUCAUUCCUCCGUCUGAAGUUUUGCCCAUUCCUUUCUUCGCACUCAAUUUCUUGUGGUCUCAUGAUUAUUCCCUCUUAUCGCGCUUUCGUACCUAGUCACCGUCGCAGUCGCAGUCGCAGUCGCAGUCGGCGAUGCUGGCGUGUUGGUGCUGCGGGGUGUUCAAGCGUGGUGACUGGCGGGAUGAGCCUUCGAAUCAUCGGAGCUGUUUGCUGCCACCCAUGCACUUGAUGGCUUCCAGUACAUAAUUGCUGCAGUUGUUGUUCUCACUCGUGGCCACUCGCAGGCCGUCAACAGUUUCAGUUUCCUGGAUCGGCCUAUCAUCCCACCUUGAUCCGUCAGCUAUUUAUGCCACUGCCAACUAAUAUCAACUCCGUAAAUAUGAUCCGAUUGAGCCUCAUCCACGGUGCUGCCAAUUACCAUUUAUCAGCGCGUCCUGCUGUCUCACCCAACAUAAGAAUUUCUUGCUACACAUGUGAAGCCACCGUGUUGACUUUGCUCCCAAACUCUAUUGGAGUCUUAGAGUCAAAAGUCAAGUGGUGAAUUCUGUCAAGUACAGUACAGUAGCACAACCGUUGGUUCAAAUGUGACCUCACUCGCUGUCUUGUCAACCCUUCUUCAACGAUCACCUCAUCUUCUACCAAAACGACAGUCAAAUCCACCAUGGCCUCUAUCGUGGCCCUCAUUGGCAACGCAGCCGAUAACAUCAAGUCCACCCUCACCACUCAAGAGUUUGGAUCCGACUAUGAGUUGCUAUGCACAGAGCUUUCACUCCAGUUAAUUAGGUUCCGUCUAUGGGGAGAAUCGGUAACAUACACCCGGCGUCCAUUCUUCAUAGAAAAUCCUAACAAGAACUGUACAGGUUGGCAUUCGUAUGGACGACCCAGAUUACUCCCGAACUCACAUUUUCACCCGACCUGAGAUUGAAGAUGUUAUAGCUCAAACCAUCACGAGCAUAGCUCAUCUCUUAGCUGAGAUUGAGGAACUCCGCCAGAAGUACGAUCUCAAGUCCCGGACAAGCUCAAGAAAAGAUUCUUUUUCACUCCAAGCUUCCAAAUCUCUCACGUCAUCAUGUCCAUCAUCUAUCGUCGCUCUACGACAACGGAUGGAAGACAAUCAAAAGCAAAAGUCCUUCCUCAACUUAGCGAAAUGGGUAUGCUCCGAUGCAAAGAUGUUCGAAGAGAAGGUUUCCAAGUUAAAAAACCUCAUGGGUGGCCUAGAGGGUAUUUCCAAAUCUGUCGAAACCACGAGUAUUGAUGUAUUCCGACCUCCAAGUUACACAGCAGGUGCAUCAGGCGAUAUGCCACCACCUUACACAGACACGGAGCCAAGACAGCGAACACGAACUCCGAGGAUAAACACAGACAUCCAAUCAGGACACUCGCGUCCUGUGUCGGUAUUUAGUCCUCUUUACAUAGGCGAGUUCUCGAAGCAUUACAUUGCAUUUAAACACGUUCUCGCAGCAUCAUCCAUCAAUCCCAUCGAACUCCACUCUAGAGCUCGAGAUAAGCUCACCCGGCUAUCCGACAUUCAGUUCAAGGAGCUCAGAACAGAUGCGUAUGACGACCUCAUCCGGAGACAAAAGUGUCAUGAUGCUACAGGAUAUCUACCAGAGGACCAACGGUACCACCCAAAACGUAACGUAGCAAGGAAAAGGCUUUCGACCCUCCCCAACAACCGAUUCCUAGAUCUGGUCAACGACCUAGUAGCAGAGAUCGAACACAGACUCGGCCCAGGAGCAGAACUGAGAUCCUCAACGGGAACUCUUUUCACCAUUCCCUCACUCGCUAGCCCACUUAAGUCAAGUCCCAUCAAUAUCUCCCCACCAUCCAAAUACGCUACCGCGUCGUCUCCAAACCCUCUUCGUCUUACCCAACUAUCCGCGACCUCUCAAUCACUAGCCCCAAAGCAAACUUACAUUCCUCUGACCCCUCUCGUCCCUUCCCCUUCCGCCCACCCCUCAUCCAUCUCCUCAGAGACCACAACCUUCCAAUCCUUCCGUGUCUCGCCCUCUGCAACGACAUCCGUACUUCUCCCAGCCGCGAUGGAGAAAUACGGUAUCAGUGCUCCUUGGCAAGACUACAGUCUUUGGAUCAUGUACGGUCCUUCCCAUAGUUUGGAAAUGUGCUUGGAAUUGGAUGACCGCCCGCUGUCUAUCUUUAAGAGGUUGGAGAGGGAUGGAGAGGGCCCUAUGUUUAUGUUGAGAAAGAAUACGUGAUUUCUUGCAGUCGUGGAUGGGGAUUGGUACUUGCGAAAUCUGGACUGUCGCUUUUGUUUGCGAGGAUCUUACAUGAGAGUCUACGGAUGGUUAUAUCAAGAUCGGACUUAUGAAAUCUGGGAAGCUCAGUGGCGUUGGGAAUCUGUGGGAUGUUUUGUGAUAUCAUGGACCUUCUUCUGGACAGGAGGGGUGUUGAUCGCCUAGCUACAUCCUUUGAAUAGCGUUGUUUUCUUGAGGGCUCUCCGUGUCUCCUGGGCAGGAAUAGCAGAUGUCUAUUUUCAGGUAGUAAUCCAGCCUUUACUUUGUAAAACCUGGGGUUUUGUAGAAUCAACAAUGUUAUUGUAGAUUGCCCAAAACGGUAUUAGGGAUGGUUAUUCAGUUCUAGAAAAAACCGAGUUGAUAUCUGG
Messenger RNA from Hymenoscyphus albidus, 2768 nucleotides. NCBI's taxonomy places the organism in Eukaryota, Fungi, Ascomycota, Leotiomycetes, Helotiales, Helotiaceae. The record is from the annotation of a GenBank genome assembly.